Ricinus communis (castor bean) is the source of this 1532-nucleotide messenger RNA. Its product is annotated as agmatine coumaroyltransferase-2. Lineage: Eukaryota; Viridiplantae; Streptophyta; Magnoliopsida; Malpighiales; Euphorbiaceae. The coding region runs from base 134 to 1453 and encodes 439 amino acids. The record is from RefSeq and is a predicted model, not a curated record. Gene Ontology annotation, molecular function: acyltransferase activity, transferring groups other than amino-acyl groups. The transcript has a single exon.
AGUUUGGUAUUGGUAGCUAGCUUAGCACUUCGCUAUAAAUGGAGAAGAGCUAAGCAUUUAGCUACACAUACUUCAAAAGAAAACAAACCUUCCCUUUUCUUGUUCUCCAUAGCUAUAGCUAGCUUAACUAAAAAUGAAGGUGAAAAUUGAGAGUACAAGAACCAUCAAGCCAGCUUAUGAAGGCAUUUCUCCUUCGCCUACCUUACACUUUAUUCCUCUUAGUGUAUUUGAUAAGGCCACCUACAACACCCACAUCGCCGUUAUUUACGCCUAUCGCCCCCCGACACCACCAAAUGCAACCAUUGAGUAUGGCCUUAAGAGGGCACUAUCUGAAUAUAGGGAGUGGGCAGGUAGAUUGGGAGAGAAUGAGAAAGGUGAUCCUGUUAUUCUUAUGAAUGAGAAAGGAGUGAAGUUUGUGGAAGCAUCGGUGAAUGACAAGCUUGAUCAUGUCAUGCCAUUGAAGCCGUCUUCGGUUAUUCUUAGCCUUCAUCCUAGCUUGAAGGAUGUGGAGGAAUUAGUGCAAGUUCAGCUUACAAGGUUCACUUGUGGCUCGUUGGUUGUUGGGUUCACAGCCCAUCAUUUGGUAGCUGAUGGUCAGUCCACUAGCAAUUUCUUGGUUGCUUGGGGGCGAGCUAGCCGAGGACUUGACAUGAACCCACUUCCAAUUCAUGAUCGAACCAUUUUCAACCCUCGAAAACCUCCACAUUUCGAGUUUGACCAUCGAGGAGUCGAAUACAAAAGUAAAAAGAUGGUUAAAAAUUGUCCUAAUGUAGAUAACAUCGUGGAUGAUGACAUUAUAGUCCACAAAAUUCAUUUUACAUUGGACUUUCUCUCCAAGCUUAAAGCUAGGGCUUCUUCUUCAUCAAAUGGACAUAGCAAUAGCAAGCCCUCCAGCACUUUUGAAAGCUUGGUUGCUCAUCUAUGGCGAGCAAUAACGAAAGCUCGCGGACUAGGCGGCUUCGAAACAACCCAUGUUAGAAUCUCUGUCAAUGGCAGGAUGAGAAUGAAUCCAAGAGUACCUAAUGAAUAUUUUGGCAACUUGGUGCUGUGGGCAUUUCCACGUGCAAGGGUUAAAGAUUUAUUGAGAGAGCCAUUGCCUUAUGCAGCUAAGUUGAUACAUGAUGCUGUUACAAAUGUUAAUAACAACUACUUCAAAUCAUUCAUUGAUUUUUCUACUCAUAAGGUUGAAGAGGAAGGGUUGGUUCCCACUGCAGAUAUGAACAAGUCUGUCUUGUGCCCUAAUCUGGAGGUUGAUAGUUGGCUAAGAUUCCCAUUUUAUGACUUGGAUUUUGGAGGGGGAAGUCCUUACCUUUUCAUGCCAUCUUAUUUUCCAACAGAGGGAAUGAUAUUUCUUCUCCCUUCAUUUAUAGGAGAUGGAAGCAUUGAUGCCUUCAUACCUCUUUUCCAGGAAAAUUUGGCUAUGUUCAAGAAAAUUGUCUAUUCACUGGAUUAGGUUAUUAAAAUGCAUUAUCUCUGGAAUUAUUAUAAACAUGACUCUUAGUGUGAUUGAAUUAAAUCUAAAUUUUGUGUAA